Tupaia belangeri chinensis (Chinese tree shrew) is the source of this 2592-nucleotide messenger RNA. It is a transcript of the gene GLRA2, whose product is annotated as glycine receptor alpha 2. The transcript is spliced from 10 exons. Bases 550 to 1977 code for a protein of 475 amino acids. Lineage: Eukaryota; Metazoa; Chordata; Mammalia; Scandentia; Tupaiidae. The record is from RefSeq and is a predicted model, not a curated record. Gene Ontology annotation, biological process: chloride transport; monoatomic ion transmembrane transport. Gene Ontology annotation, molecular function: glycine binding; extracellularly glycine-gated chloride channel activity; transmembrane signaling receptor activity. Gene Ontology annotation, cellular component: postsynaptic membrane; plasma membrane.
UAUAGGCUGGGUAAGAUCACGUCUCCGUCUCUUUGUAGCCCUCAUUCCAGCACAGGAUCUCAGCAAUUCCCCCUCUUCUCCCCACCUACUCCAGCGCACAGAGUCCUUUCUUCUCCCUCAUUUACAACUUCUUUUAAAAAGAACAUUUUCUAGAGGAAAGGGCUUUUCUAAAAAGGGAUAUAAAACAAAAGCCACAGCAACCCGACUUCCAGCAUGGCAUUGUCACCUGCCCCCUUCGCAUGGUGAUGCGAUUAAGGUAGCAGCAUUUUCAUUAUUCAGGAAAAGCAGCUGGGGGAUUCAUCAGUUCUGAGGCUUUGUCUUUCCUGGGUUAACUGAUGGUCCUGAGCCUCGGUUUGACCUGACCAUGAUGCCCAAGACUGGCACUUUUUGUUUUUUCUCAGCAAACUAAACAAACCCAAAUCUCUUUUUGAUUUUCAAGGAAACUAGAUUCCUGCCAGAUUUCGAAUCUGGACAAUAAAUAGAUACUUUGUCCUAGCUUCUUUCUGGAAUUAUUUCAGAAUAUUUUCCACAAGCAUCACAGAAACAGGAAUGAACCGGCAGCUAGUGAACAUGUUGACAUCCUUGUUUGCAUUUUUCUUAGAGACAAACCACUUCAGAACCAAGAGAAAUGGAACACAUAGCAAUAAUGCUAUAAAUACUGGGAAAACCCACUAUGUUCCUUUCAGGACUGCUUUCUGCAAAGACCAUGACUCCAGGUCUGGAAAACAACCUUCGCAGACCCUAUCUCCUUCAGAUUUCUUGGACAAAUUAAUGGGAAGAACAUCAGGAUAUGAUGCAAGAAUCAGGCCAAAUUUUAAAGGUCCUCCAGUAAACGUUACUUGCAAUAUUUUUAUCAACAGUUUUGGAUCAGUCACAGAAACUACCAUGGACUACCGAGUGAACAUUUUUCUGAGACAACAGUGGAAUGAUUCACGGCUGGCAUACAGUGAGUAUCCAGAUGAUUCCCUGGACUUGGACCCAUCUAUGCUAGACUCCAUUUGGAAACCAGAUUUGUUUUUUGCCAAUGAGAAGGGUGCCAACUUCCACGAUGUCACCACUGACAACAAAUUGCUGCGGAUUUCAAAAAAUGGCAAAGUGCUCUACAGUAUCAGACUCACCUUGACCUUAUCCUGUCCCAUGGACUUGAAGAACUUUCCAAUGGAUGUCCAGACCUGCACAAUGCAGCUGGAGAGCUUUGGUUAUACAAUGAAUGACCUGAUAUUUGAGUGGUUAAGUGAUGGGCCAGUGCAAGUUGCUGAAGGACUGACCCUGCCCCAGUUUAUUCUGAAAGAAGAGAAGGAACUUGGUUACUGUACAAAGCACUACAACACUGGCAAGUUUACCUGCAUCGAGGUCAAGUUUCAUCUGGAACGCCAGAUGGGAUAUUAUUUGAUCCAGAUGUACAUCCCCAGUCUGUUGAUAGUUAUUUUAUCCUGGGUCUCCUUUUGGAUAAAUAUGGAUGCAGCCCCUGCCAGGGUAGCACUGGGCAUCACCACAGUCUUAACAAUGACCACUCAGAGUUCAGGUUCCAGAGCGUCUCUGCCAAAGGUCUCCUAUGUAAAAGCGAUUGACAUCUGGAUGGCGGUGUGCCUUCUGUUUGUGUUUGCUGCCUUACUGGAAUAUGCUGCAGUGAACUUUGUCUCCAGGCAACACAAGGAGUUCCUGCGCCUCCGAAGAAGACAGAAGAGGCAGAAUAAGGAAGAAGAUGUUACUCGUGAAAGUCGUUUCAAUUUCAGUGGUUACGGGAUGGGUCACUGCCUCCAAGUGAAAGAUGGAACAGCUGUCAAGGCCACACCGGCCAACCCGCUCCCACAACCCCCAAAAGAUGCAGAUGCCAUCAAGAAGAAGUUUGUGGACCGGGCAAAAAGGAUUGACACAAUAUCUCGAGCUGCCUUCCCCUUGGCCUUCCUCAUUUUCAACAUCUUUUACUGGAUCACAUACAAGAUCAUUCGUCAUGAAGAUGUCCACAAGAAAUAGAUAUGCGCUGCAGACCCUGGGACCUUCUUGCCUAAGUGUUGUGCUUGUAUAUACACAGUGAAAUUGUCUUUAUAUCACUUUGACAGAGGAGAAGAUUGAGGGAGGGGGGAGGGAACAUCAUGGGGUGGGUUUCUUGGCACCUACAUGAUAAAAGACAAGUUAUGCAGGCAAUGAAGAAAACUGCACAAAAUUAAGGUGUUGCAGAAUCACGUGAGCAUAAUUCUCUUCCAUAGUCUUUAGCACUGUUCUUUCAGAUGACACAUCAAUCAGCCAUGAUAUGCAGUGUCAGGUUCUCAAGGGCCAUUUGCCUUUUGAUUUCGUUUGGUUUUGACAAAUUCUGGUACUGAAAAGUUAGCUGAAAACACACACACACACACACACACACACACACACACACACCCCAAAAAUGCUUACCAUCUGACCAUAGCAACUAGCCUACAGUAAGUCAAGGACCAAACUUUUUCAGGAAAAUGCUGCCUCAUUUUUAAAUAAGCCUCCUGAGCUAUGUUCUUUACAACAUCUGUAAUUAGUGUUUCACUGAGAAGUCCUUUUGUGGGUCAUAAAUUAUUUCUACGUAUCCAGAAAACAACAAACACUAGAUAAAAAACAAAUUUC